GCGGUUCUGUGGAGGAAGCAUCGGGCGCCAUUGUGGUGUGGAGAGAAGUUGGGAGGCCUGUGUGGUGUAGUAGCCGAGUCGGUGUUGCAGUGUGGUGUAAAAUCUUCUACAGGAUGGCAGUAGUGAUCCGCCUACAGGGGCUUCCUGGUAAUGCUGGUUCAGUUGAUAUUCGGCAUUUCUUCUCUAAACUGAAUAUCCCUGAUGGAGGUGUGCACAUUAUCGGUGGUAAACUUGGUGAAGCCUUCAUUAUAUUUUCAACAGAUGAAGAUGCCAGACGUGCUAUGGGUCGAACUGGUGGUAUUAUCAAGAAUUCACACGUUCAGCUUUUUCUCAGCAGCAAGACAGAAAUGCAAAAUACUUUGGAAUUGAGUCGUAGAGGUAGCAGAAAGCAUCCAGCAGUACCACCAGGUAAUAAUACAUUUGGUGCAAAGAAAGGGGUCAACCAAAAAAAAUUUGACAAAAGCAUCUCUGAACCUGGAGUGGACAACAGUGGUACAAAACACAAUGAAGCAUUUCCAACAAAGUAUGACAGGAGAGAAGUGAAAAUUUCCCAAAAUGCUGAUAGUGUUUAUGUAUUUUUGUAUGGGCUUCCAUACAGUGCAACAGAGGAAGAUAUCAGGAAGUUUUUUGCUGGCCUAGAUGUGGAUGAGGUCCUCUUUCAAUUGCGUCAAAAUGGGCUUAAAAGUGGAAAUGGCUAUGUGAAAUUUGGAAGUGCCAAGGAUGCAACUGCAGCCCUUAGUCGUGAUAAUGAAUAUAUUGGUGAAAGGUUUAUCUCUCUUAAGAAGACAUCUGAAGAGCAAUGGAUUGCUGAUGGUGGUCAUGUAGGUGGACCGCAUUCCAAACAACAAAGGAGACAAAGGUCAAGGUCCAGAUCACCACAAAAUCAGCAGUAUUAUAUACACUUGAAGAAUUUAUCAUAUAACGUGGAGAAGCAAAAUAUUAAGAAUUUUUUUGGGUUUGCUUGAUCUUCCUGAUUCACAAGUAAAGUUCUUGCUUGACAGGCACCAGAACAGAACAAGAGAAGGCUUUCUCAUGGUAAGAAGUGAGCGGCAAUAUGAAAAGUGCCUAGCUAUGAACAAAAGCAAUUUAACUGGUCGGCAAAUUAUUAUAAAUCCUAUUCCUCGAAAAGAAAUGUUGGAUAUGAUAGAAUCCUAUGAAAGUCGAUCUCCUCCUAAAGUGGAGAAUUUCUCUGCUGAUUAUCAAAGUAGAGACCAGUCUCCAGUUAAAAGAUGUGUAUACCUGAGGAAUUUUCCAUUUGAUGUAACCAAAGCUGAAGUUCUGAGAUUCUUGGCUGGAUUUCCUGUGCAUGAAGAUGAUGUUUUCUUGCUUUUUGACAGCAACGGAGUCGGGCUUGGGGAGGCAUUGGUGACGUUUUCCACUGAACAGCAAGCUUUUCUUGCUGAAAGUUUGAAUCGCCAACGAUUCUUAGAUACAGAAGUCCUUCUGAGACGUAUUUCUGAUGAACAGAUGAAGGAAUUUGGAGUUGUUAUUGAUAAACCAGUGGAAAAUGUUUUGGUCCAGUCACCAAUGUACAGAGAUGAGUACAGUUUACGUGAACCUGUUGAACGGACUUAUGCCUUGCAUGAUGAUUUGGCUUGUGCUCGUGGAGAUUUUAGACGUUCUCCAGAAAGGUUUCAAGGCUCCAACCCAUUGGAUUUUAUUGGUCGAGAUCAACUUGCUAGAAAGUUUGACAGGGGAGGUCAAGGUGACAUUGAUUACUAUCAUUCUUUACCAAUCCAUGGCCAAGAUUUUGAAGGCAAGCCAGCUGGUGGUCUUGUACGUUUGAAGAAUCUGCCAUACAAAGUCACUAGGGAAGAAAUUUUAGAUUUCUUCUAUGGUUACGAUGUUGCCCAUAAUUCAGUAAAAAUCAAGUAUAAGGAGAAUGGAAUGGCAUCAGGACUUGCCACAGUCUAUUUUAACAGCUAUGAUGAGGCCUUGGCUGCUGUUAAUGAACUUAACGACAGGCCCAUUGGAGCACGCAAAAUCGGUUUAUCUUUGACAAGAAGUUAA
This is a messenger RNA of Staurois parvus, 2010 nucleotides long. Lineage: Eukaryota; Metazoa; Chordata; Amphibia; Anura; Ranidae. The record is from the annotation of a GenBank genome assembly.